Messenger RNA from Haemorhous mexicanus (house finch), 1888 nucleotides. RefSeq names its product early activation antigen CD69-like. The record is from RefSeq and is a predicted model, not a curated record. The coding region runs from base 261 to 1184 and encodes 307 amino acids. Lineage: Eukaryota; Metazoa; Chordata; Aves; Passeriformes; Fringillidae. The transcript has 6 exons.
AAUCCGCGGAUGCGAGCAGCGCUUCCGAGCCGCGAUUGGCUGCGCUCCCGAACGCUGAUUGGCCAAACCGGCUGAAACCCCGCCCACAGGCGCAGUUCAAACGUUUGGCGCGAGCAGCCGCUCCGUCUUUACCCGGCCCGCGCUGCGGGAGCGGCUGCGGGCGGCGGGACCGUGACAUCCCGGAGCGGCGGGACCGUGACAUCCCGGAGCUGCGGGAUCGUGACAACCCGCAGCGGCGGCGUCCGGAGCCCGGUGAGGGGAUGGCGGACCUCAGAGGCUGCUCCAACCCAGGGUGCCAUCAGCGCCGGUGUAAAGCUGUUCCCGAGGCCGAGCUCCCAAAGGCUUUGCCAGCACUCCUGAUGUCUCCGGUGCAAAGUGCUGUUUGUUCCAGGCAGAGUGAUGGGGCCUGUGAGCUGGAGGAGAGUGGAUCCAGCUCCAUUAGUGGAGCUGCAAAUGAGCCCCCGCAUCUCCAGGAGGGACCAGCAGCCGGGCUUCCACACUUGCCUGGGAUGCAAGAAGCCUCUUGGCAUCAGCAGGGGGAUGCCACUUGUGAGCGUGCAGUGAGUGCAGCUGUGGAGAAUGGAUUCUGCACCAGGGAUAGGAGUGUGAGGGAGCCCGUGAGUCCCAAGGGCAAACCAGCAACCAGCAAUGAAUACAAAAGGAACCUCAACCGAUUCCUGGGUGAAUGGUUCAGGUCCCAACCCGUGGGCGCGGCGCUGCUGAUUCUGCUGCUCCUGGUGCUGGUGCUGGCUUUGGGGGUGGCCUUGGCUGUGCUGGCAGCAGCCCCACAGGUUCCAGUUCCACCUGCAACUCCACAGUGUGUUCUGGGCUGUCCCCAUGGCUGGGUCGGGCACAACGGGGUCUGCUACUACUUGUCAAAGGAUUAUGGCACCUGGGAGCAGGGUCAGGAACGGUGCUCCCAGCUCAAUGCCUCCCUGGCCAUUGCCAAGGAUGAGGAGGCCAUGGAUUUGCUCUUCCACCUCUGCAAGAGUGGUGAUUUAUGGCUCGGGCUGCGCAGACAGGGCGAGCACCUGCAGUGGGAGGACGGCAGCAGCUACAGCUCCCGGGUUCCCGUCCUCGGCAAUUCCCAGUGUGUGUACCUGGCUGACGGGAAAAGAUUCAGGAGUGACUUCUGCUCCACUGAGCGGCCGUAUGUCUGCAGCAAGGCCCAAGGUCCCCUGUAACAGGGGCUGCAGAAAGGACCUUCUCCAGGCUGGGCAGUGCCAGCUUCACCUCUGAGCCCAGCACUGGGCUGCCCUUCCUCAGCUGCACCCUGUGCCUUGCACUUCCUCUCAGGGUCACCUCAGUGCCUCUUCAUCCCCAGUGCCAGCGCUGGGCUGGGGCUGCAAAGGAAAAGUCACUCCAAUCCAUCCUGCCCCCGAUGCGGCCUGGAGUCAGGGCGUUGCCCUCAUGACACAACAAGCUCCAAUGGGAAAUCCAAAUCUGCCUGGCCUCUUGGAAAUCAUCACAAUCUGGCCUGAAUGUGACACUUUUGGGCUGUCUUUGGAAGAGGAGGAAGAACCGCUGACAUGUGCUGAGCAGGAAUCCGACUUUUGGCAUCAGGUGCCUGACUGUGGAGAACUGUCUGCUGUCUAUCUGUCUGCCUGUCUGUCUGUCUGCUGUGAAGGAUCUGAUUGUCCUCCUGUGGGAGGAGUCCCAGGCUGGAGCAGGACAAGGAUUUGUCUCUCGGAGGGAGAAGCAGUGACAUAAUGUGACUGUAACCCCCAUCCCUCUGUGCCACUGUGUGGGGAGGGGGGAGGGAGGGAACUGGGGACAAAGUGGAGCCCAGGAAAGAGAGAAGAGUGUGGAGAAGGUGAAUUUUUACGACUUGGUGGUCAUCUCAUUCUCUUGCUCUGAUUUGUUUGAUAAUAAAUUGAAUUAAAAACAA